AUGGCUAAACGUACGAAGAAGGUUGGCAUUGUCGGUAAAUAUGGUACUCGUUAUGGUGCAUCAUUGAGGAAAACUGUGAAGAAAAUGGAAGUCACUCAGCAUUCCAAGUAUACUUGUGCGUUCUGUGGGAAGGAAUCCAUGAAAAGGACUGCUGUAGGUAUUUGGACAUGUGAGAAAUGUGGCAAAGUCGUUGCAGGUGGUGCUUAUGUUUAUGGAACUACUGCUGCGGCGACAGUUAGAAGCACUAUCCGUCGUUUGAGGGAAAAUAAGGAAUAG
Molecule: messenger RNA, 276 nt
Organism: Dracunculus medinensis (Guinea worm)
Lineage: Eukaryota; Metazoa; Nematoda; Chromadorea; Rhabditida; Dracunculidae
Source: the annotation of a GenBank genome assembly